AUGCUCUUCUCCGGCCCGCGCAGCGAUGCGCGGCGAGAGCGCUACCGGCAUGAGGUGCUUGAUGUGGCUGACGGGGCGCGCAAGACAAAGCGCCUCGAUGGCGAGAAGGGCGCGCUGCCCGACGGCGCGCCGUCUGCGCAGGCCGAGUCGACGGGCCUGGAGCGCACGAUGGGGUGGAAGGGCUGUGCGUGGAACAGCUGUGCCUACUCGAUUGCGCUGGGCAUCUUGAGCCUGCCAUCGGUGUGCGCCACGCUUGGCGUCGCUCCGUUCGUCAUUCUCGCCUGCGUCUUUGCGGCUCUCACAUACUACACGGGCAUGUCGUACCACCGCCUGCAGCAAAGGUACCCCGGCAUCCACUCUCUGGAGGACGCCGGCGACCUGCUCUUCGGCCGCGUCGGCGCCUUUGUGCUCGGCUGGACGCAGGUCAUCUUCAGUGUCUUCCUGCAGGGCAACCACGUGCUGCUCGGCGCCAAGGCCUUCAAUGCGCUGGGCUGGCGUGCGCCGCAAACCUGCGCCAUCGCCCUCUACGUCGUCUUCGCCAUCAUCUCGUUCCUCUUCUCGCUGCCUCGAUCGUACAAGCUCUUCUCGUGGCUUGCCGUCUUCUCCGUCAUCUCGAUUCUCGUCUCGGUGCUCAUCGUUCUGAUCGCCUCCGGCGUCACUGGGCCAGCAGACGGCACCGUGGUGCAGCCGAUCUCCGCAGCAGCUCAGCCGGGCUUCCUCGAUGCUUGCCUGGCGAUCACGAACCUGUUCGUCUCGUUCGGCUCGUCGCCCUCCUACCUGCCGCUCAUGGCGGAGAUGCACGAUCCCAAGCACGGCUUCCCGCGAGCGCUCAGGACGCUGGUCAUCUUCCAGCUGGUGCUCUACUGCGUGGUCGGAGGCGUGGUCUACCGUAACCUCGGCCCGGAUGUUGCAUCUCCGAGCAUUGCAGCGCUCCAGCCGAUCUACCAGAAGGCAGCGUACGGCACCGGCCUCGGCACGAUUCUGCUGGCCGGCUGCGAGAGCGCACAGGUGUCGGGCAAGGUGCUCUACGUCAAGCUCUUCCGCAUGCGCCCCUCACUCUUCAAGACGAAGGCGUGGGGCUGGGCCAUCUGGACGGCCAUCAAUGCCGUGACAUGGGUCCUGGCCGCCAUCCUGGCCAUGAUCCUGCCGUUCUUCAGCUCAUUUUUGGGCGUUGAAGCCUCCGCCUUCUGGUCCGCCUUCCUCGCCGCCGCCGCCGCCUUCUCCGUGUACUGCGCGCUCGAGGAGCGCAAGCACGGCGAGAUCACUCCGGCGCGCUGUGCCGUCAUGCUGGCGGCUGCAGCGGCUGUGCUCUGCGUCACGACGUUCAUCGCCAUCACGGGCAUGUGGGCGUCGGCAGUCAGCAUCCGCGACUCGUAUGCGCAGGGCAUCGUCGGCCGGCCGUUCUCGUGCGCGAUCACGGACGCCUGA
Messenger RNA from Tilletiopsis washingtonensis, 1428 nucleotides. RefSeq lists its product as hypothetical. Gene Ontology annotation, cellular component: vacuolar membrane. The record is from RefSeq and is a predicted model, not a curated record. Bases 1 to 1428 code for a protein of 475 amino acids. Gene Ontology annotation, biological process: amino acid transmembrane transport. The transcript is spliced from 8 exons. Gene Ontology annotation, molecular function: amino acid transmembrane transporter activity. Lineage: Eukaryota; Fungi; Basidiomycota; Exobasidiomycetes; Entylomatales.